GUCUCUUUCUCUCAUCAUCGCUCGCACCAGAAACAGCCUCCAGCGCGCCUUGUGGCGACAUUGUCCCUUACGCAUACACCGAAUUCCAGAAACAGCUCGAGCCCUUUUCUGGCAGCCCGAGUGUACACUACAGCGUCAGGAUUGAGGACCGAGUGGGGCGCGUGGAAUGUCAUUGUUUGGUUGGCCUGCCAAGGUGCACUGAAGCCGUUAUGGACAGAAGCUCUCCCGACCUGGGGUUCUACUCUUCUGACAACCACCACGACAACAACCACGAAUCCGACUCUGACUCUGAUUUGGACGCGGACCUCGACUUCUACGACAACGACGACCACCACGACCACCACCACGACCACCACAACCACCACCAUCACCACCACGACCACGCCGAACAAGAGGAAGCAGAGUUCCAGCAUCAGCUACACCACCACUUGCAUCACCAUCUGCACCACCUUCACCAGUUGCGUCACGUUCUUGGCAUCAACCUCGCCGCCGAGCCAAACCUGAACCACGAGGACGAUUAUAUGAACCACAUUUUUGGUGACAGCGACAGCGACGGUCUUGACGGAUUCGACGACGAUAGCUAUCUCGACAACGAAGAUUUGGACGUGGGGGCCUUGCUGCAUGUUGGGGAUAGCGACGACGACGACGACGACGAGGACGAAAGCCAUAGCGACCACAGUGACGACAGCACUGCAAAUCGAGAGUCGAGUGAGGAUUCUCUCUUUGUUGAUCAGCGGCCUUCGCCCUCACCCUCGCCUAAUCGAUUGCCGCCCAUCGCCCAGUUAGUUCCCGAAGUCCGACGCGCAGGACAACUGCAGGGGAAUAGGGAGACCAGCUUUGGUUUUGGUUCUCUGAACUCGGACGAAGUGGCCUUUCUGGACCAGCUUGUUGAGAUGGAAGUCGCAAGACCUGUGCGCCGGCCUCGCACAAUGGCGGCGGCCCGCUCCAUGACGCCAGCUGCCAACGCUGAGGUUAUCGAUUUGACACAAGAUGACGACGACGUUCGGCAGCCGCGUCCAAACCAUAACCCCAAUCCUCGCCGACAAACUCUGAACCACCGCACGCCUUCCCUCAACCGCAGCGACGGUAGCCUUCUCGGAAACGCCGGCGCCGCCGACAUCAUCGACCUCACUAUGGACGACCCGACCCCUCCCCCGCGCCGACAGCAUGCCGCCCGCGCCCAAGCCCGGCCCAACCUUCCACGCCCCCCUCCUCCUCUCGUUGACCUGGUGAACGACGAUGAGGACGACAAUCUCGGUGGUGGUGGCUCCUUCCGAGCCCCUGGCGCUUUCAGCCACUUUGUGCACCAACUCCAACACAGACUGCAGCCGGCUGCCAUGUUUGGCAUUCACGGCAUUCUCGGACUACGCGACGUGACAGCGCUAGGCCGGAGUCCUGCCAACAACCCCCUCGGGGCGCAUGGCCCCGAUUUGAACUACGGACUCCAUCGUGCCGGUCAAGAGCAUGCCGCUCCCAAACCCGCCCAUGUUCCGCCCAAGCCUGCCCGGGAAGGCUUCACCCGUGCCACCGGAGAGGCUAGCGAGGAUGUGGCUGUCUGUGCCGGCUGUGAGGAGGAGCUCAAGUACGACCCAGACGAGUCCAGGGCCGACAUGCCGCCCCAGAAAAGAGCGAGGAACAAGAAGGACAAUGAAGAGCACCACUUCUGGGCUGUCAAGGAGUGUGGACACGUGUACUGCAAGAGUUGCUACGAAGGACGUGGCAGAGCCAAGGGCAAGACUGCCCACUUCCGCGCCGGGCCGGGCAAGAACAAGGCUCUAUGCAACGUCCCAGAUUGCGAGUCGGAGGUAUCCAGCAAGAUGGCCUGGGUCGGUCUCUUUCUCUGAGGCAGGGACAUUUACAAACAUUUCUUUAUGGGUGCAUGGACGGAUCGGGUUUGGGUUAUACCAUUUGCUCUCUGGCGAGGGGCUUUACGGACAGGUGACCUAGUUAUUCUUUUUCCUUCGGCAUGGCUGACCAAGGCUUGGUCCGGUGUUUACUGCAUGGUCUGGUGUUUGGUUGCCUUUUUAGCGCUGCUUUUCUCGGCCACGGAUAGAAGACAUGGGUUUUUGUGAAUGGGGUAUAUAUGGCUAUCUGUCUGUGUGUAUGUGUCCUUGUUGUACUGGCUUGGUGUUUUGUCGCGGCGUUGUUUUAAAGCCGUCUCUGGAUACAGUACGGUGCCGAAUUGACAUUAUUCUCUACAUUCCAGGUCUUUUAUUUGCUCAGCUUCCCCCCAGCUUCUGAUAGCCUGACAAGAACAGCACCACGCGCAAAGAGACGGGCACAAAGCCGACUCCUAACUCGGCCCUCUUCUGCUGCCUUCUUCUGCCCAAGGUAAAAGGAGGCGGAUACGCCCAAUCCGUUCCCUUUUCAAGACAAUGUUCAGUGAUCACGACCCACCUCACUUUCUAACAGAUCUUUUUCUCUCUACAUCUUUGUCCAGGUCCGUCACGGAGACGACCACCCCUUCCCCUUCCCGACGAUACGAUCGAGAAACCUCCCACUCAUGUUGGCCAAUCCCCCCCCCCUUCGUCGCGAGUCUUUUCGAUUACUGUCUCUCUGACCCCCUUUUCCCGGGUCGAGUUGUUGGGGUCGAUGACGGUUUUGGAUCCCGUGCGCCAUGCGCAAUACGGAGUGCGACAUGGCGCAGAGGUGGCCGGCCCCGUCGUUGACGCGGUCCUGCUUCCGGAGGCGCUCGAGGCGGGACUCGAGGGAGGAGAGGGAGCGGUAGGUGAAGGGGUCGAGGCGGGGGCAGUGGUAGAGUUUGCGGAGGG
This is a messenger RNA of Podospora pseudocomata, 2771 nucleotides long. RefSeq lists its product as uncharacterized. Lineage: Eukaryota; Fungi; Ascomycota; Sordariomycetes; Sordariales; Podosporaceae. Bases 210 to 1844 code for a protein of 544 amino acids. The record is from RefSeq and is a predicted model, not a curated record. Gene Ontology annotation, cellular component: SUMO-targeted ubiquitin ligase complex. Gene Ontology annotation, molecular function: ubiquitin-protein transferase activity. The transcript is spliced from 4 exons.